Molecule: messenger RNA, 1017 nt
Organism: Lucilia sericata (common green bottle fly)
Lineage: Eukaryota; Metazoa; Arthropoda; Insecta; Diptera; Calliphoridae
Product: putative gustatory receptor 59f
Exons: 1
Coding region: 1-1017 (338 amino acids)
Biological process (GO): sensory perception of taste
Cellular component (GO): membrane
Source: RefSeq, a predicted model, not a curated record
AUGAAACUACUGAAAAAAUCGCCUAAUAAAUUAAAACCCUUUAAUAACAAAUUUAACGCACAAGAUGAAGAAGAAAACAGGAAACAACAAUUGGAAAGACAAUUCUUUCAAAUCUCCAAAAAUUUCCUCAUAAUAUCGCAAAUUUUUCUAAGUGCUCCCAUGGGUAUACAUAAGGCAAGAAGUGAUAUAAAACAAAGGAAUCUAAUACUUUAUCGUCUGCAUGUCAUCUGGUGCUUGAGUAUCUAUUCAAUUCUGGCCUUUUGUGUUUACGAUGAGUACACUUUAUCGAAUAUUGAAUUGCCAACUGUGCAGAAACCUCUAUAUUUCAGUGAAUAUUUGGUGUAUCUUAUACAUUUAUUAGAAUUAAUGCGAGUGAUAAAUUUUCGCCGUGAAACAUAUUGGAAAUUUCAAAUAUUUAUAGUAGAUUUUGAUCGUACUUUAUACGAUAUGAAAAUACGUUUAAAUUACAAAGAUUUACAGAGGUUUUUACACCUGCACAUGGCUUUGAUCAUCUUGCAUUUGGGGUCUACCAUUAUAAUCGGUUACUACUAUAAUGAAGGUAAAAUUAUAAAUUUUCUACGCACCAAUACCGUCUAUAUAUUACCGAAUGUCAUCAUACAUAUUUCGCUGCUGCAAUAUUAUGCUUUACUUUUUAUGAUCUAUAAACGUGGUGAGAAAUUAUUUGUAUAUCUGGAAAAACUUUUGAACACUUCAAGUUCCAAAGAUAUGUGGAAUUUUCGUCAUCAGUUACAUUUGUUGCGUAGCUUGUUUGCAAAAUUGGAUGAAUUUACCAAAGAGAUUAAUGAUCAUUUUUCGAUUUCAAUAUUGUUGGUGUAUUUCGGUUCGUUUAUCAAUUUGAGUGUAAAUGUUUUUUUGUUGUACAAAUAUUUAAAUGCUUGGGGUGGUUCGAAUCCAGCCUGGACCAUUUAUUCAUUGGCCUGGGCUUUUAUGCAUAUUGGGAAAAUGUUUUUGAUUUUAUAUUACAAUCAAAAUGUACAAAAUGUGGUAUGUUUUUGA